Phragmites australis (common reed) is the source of this 1608-nucleotide messenger RNA. Its product is annotated as scarecrow-like protein 3. The coding region runs from base 1 to 1608 and encodes 535 amino acids. Lineage: Eukaryota; Viridiplantae; Streptophyta; Magnoliopsida; Poales; Poaceae. Gene Ontology annotation, cellular component: nucleus. The record is from RefSeq and is a predicted model, not a curated record. Gene Ontology annotation, biological process: regulation of DNA-templated transcription. Gene Ontology annotation, molecular function: DNA-binding transcription factor activity; sequence-specific DNA binding. The transcript is spliced from 2 exons.
AUGUCGAUCGUACCUCAGGGCGAGGUGGCGUGGGAGAGCGGCGGUGGGUCGUUCCUGUACUCGCAGUUGAUGACGACGAACUACACGAGCUGGGUGAUUCGCAUGCAGGCGAUGAUGAAAGAUCAAGGUGUCUGGGAGGCAGUCGCGCCAGCGGUCGGUGAGGCCGUCCACGAGAAAAAGGACAAGAAGGCGAGAUCACAUCUCUUCCAAGCGCUCAUGGAGGAUCUCCUGAUCAUUUUAUCAGUGUCAUCAACUGUUUGUUUCACCCCUUUGAACAUGAGUUCGGAGAAUAACAAGGACAAGGAGGUCUCUCUGCCGACGCCGGUGGUAGCUGUGCCUCUGUCAAUGGUCCCGCCGGCAAACCUUCCCGUACCCCAGCAACUUGGUAACAACCGCAGCCUCUAUCUCAAAGGUAUCAUGCAGCACUGCGUUGCGGCGUUGGCCAUGGGCAACAUCGUGGCGGCGAACAUAGCGCUACAGGCAAUGUCGACCGUCGCGUCCGCCGACGGCGACUCCUUGCAGCCCGUGGCCUUCGCAUUCGCCGAGGCGCUCGCGCGUCGCGUGAUGCAACCGCUGCUGGGCCUAUCCUGGGCGCUCCAGCUCCAGGUCCCGCGGCCGCCCACGCCGGCGCACACUGACGCCGCGCAACAGAACUUCUUCAAGCUGUGCCCGCUCAUCCGACUAGCAGCCACGGCGGCGAACCUCGCCAUCCUCGAGGCCAUGGAGGCCGAGUGCCACGUCCAUGUCGUCGACCUCGGCGGCGCCAACCCAAACCAGUGGCUCCAUCUGCUCCGCCUCUUCGCCGCGCGUUCUGGGGGCCCGCCCUCCAUGCGCCUCACCGUCGUCAACGAGCAGGACGAAUUCCUCUCCCGCGCCGCCGGGCUCCUCACGCAGGAGGCCGUGCGUCUGCACGUCCCCUUCGUGUUUAACCCGGUGCGAUCACACAUUGAUCGGUUCUUUGCUCCCAGUGUUGCUGCCCUCCGUGUCGAGCACAACCAGGCCCUGGUGAUCACGUCCACGCUGCAGCUCCACCGCUUGAUCGCCGACGUGGUUACCAUCGAGCUACCAGCCAAGAAAGGAAAGAAGAAGAAGCCGGAGCAGACUACCACUACCCUGCAUCAGAUAACAAAGGCAGAUGCGCUCCUCCGCGUCCUUUGUGACCUGUCGCCGAAGCUGAUGGUGCUGACGGAGCAGGAGGCCGACCACAACUGUGCCGUCCUCUGGGACCGCGCCCGGAACGCCUUCGACUACUACGCGGAGCUGUUCCGCGACCUGGAGGCUGGUGGAGCUACGACUACGAGUGGGUCGUUGGUGCUGCUCAGGGAGGAGAUCAUGGACAUUGUCGCCGGUGAUGGCGUGUCACGGCGGGAGCGCCAUGAGAAGAUGGUGCGCUGGACGCUGCGGAUGAGAGAGGCUGGGUUCGAGCCCGCGCAGAUGAGCGUCAACGCGUUCGUGCAGACGUUGAGGCUGGCACAACAGCUGUCGAGCGAUGGCAAGCUGACGAUGUAUGGGGCACGGAAGGCCAACGGGUGCUUCUUCCUCUACUCGCGCGCGAUCCCGAUGUUCUCGGUGUCAGCAUGGCGGCCGGCGAGGAGGACCAGCGAGUGA